Patiria miniata (bat star) is the source of this 4836-nucleotide messenger RNA. Its product is annotated as myosin-IIIb-like. Gene Ontology annotation, cellular component: myosin complex. The transcript has 26 exons. Bases 499 to 4251 code for a protein of 1250 amino acids. NCBI's taxonomy places the organism in Eukaryota, Metazoa, Echinodermata, Asteroidea, Valvatida, Asterinidae. Gene Ontology annotation, molecular function: ATP binding; cytoskeletal motor activity; protein binding. Gene Ontology annotation, biological process: regulation of DNA-templated transcription. The record is from RefSeq and is a predicted model, not a curated record.
CCCGACCCAUUGAACCAUGUCCACAGGUGAUACUGAAUUCGCUGUGCUAUAUUUUGCUUUGGUCAAUGCAAAGUCGGCAUUCUGUACUUGUACAAACAUCCACUGUGAUCAAAGUAUGUUAACAAAAUUGUUGCGCCUAGCUUUCAUUUAACCACAUGAUAUGGACUAAAUUUAUCCUAGUCUGUGAGAUCGUGGGUUCGUGUUGAAUGCUUCGUGGACUUAACGUAAUUAAUCACUGCAUCAAAAGACAAUUUGCUGGUUAUGUGAACGCCACGUCCAUUUGGCUUCUGUGUGUGUGUAUAUACCGCAUGACUCACCUGAAAUCACGCACCAUUGGACUGCCGUGCACUAAAGCUGCAUUAGAUGUCACCGAAAACCAGUUCAUAGGGUGGAACUUGGAUGCUUUUAUCCUGAGAGAAUUGAGUUAGCCACUGACCGAUCACUGAAGAAAAACCCCACCGUCCAUAAGCCCCCGUUGCCCCACCGUGACUCGCCGGAAUGGCGCUGAAACCCGUGGACGAUCUCGCCACGCUCGAGUCGCUGGACGAGAAGGCGAUCUUGGAAGAACUCAAGAGAAGAUAUGCAAAUGACAUCAUCUAUACGUACAUCGGCGAUAUUCUGAUUGCUAUCAACCCCUACAAGCCUCUGUCGAUAUAUUCCUAUCAGACAUCAUGUUCAUACACCAACCUACAGUACAGGCAGGCACUCCCGCCCCAUAUCUUCGCCAUAGCCGACAAGGCCUACAGCAGCAUGAAGCGACUGGGCAUGCGCCAAUGUUGCGUCAUCAGCGGCGAAUCAGGGGCCGGGAAGACCGAGAGCGCUAAGUAUCUGAUUGGUCACGUGAUCAGCCACUGCAGCAGCAACAAGAAAAACCUGCAGGAGAAAAUUCUACAAGUUAAUCCUCUCUUGGAAGCGUUUGGCAAUGCACGGACAGUCAUGAACGACAACUCCAGUCGGUUCGGCAAGUUUCUGGAACUGAAGUUUUCCCACGAUGGAAGAAUCGUUGGAGCCACCAUUGACCAGUAUCUCCUGGAGAAAUCCCGCGUGGUGAGCCAAGGCAAAGGCGAGCGAAACUUCCACAUCUUCUACUACAUGUUUGCAGGACUGACGGAACAGCAGCUGUUGAAUCUACUGCUGUCACCCCCUGAAAAGCACAGAAUAAUAAAUGCUGUUUCGGGUCAAGGAGUAUAUGAGAGCGAAGAAGAGUUCUUGUUUAAUCAGAAGAUGUACGAUGAGCUGCAGGAUAUCAUGGAGCUGGUCGGAUUCACACAGGAGGAUAUCUGGAUGAUAUUCACCAUACUGUCAGCGAUUAUCCAAAUAGCAGAUAUCGAUUUUGAUCUUGAUGACGAGACAGGUGGUUCGUACAUCGUGGACGAAUACAUACUCAAAGUCGUGUGCAAUCUUCUCGGACUGGACGUAGUUGAAAUGGCGACAGCACUCGUGUCCAACGUAUCAUACACAAGAGGUGAACAGAUUUUGACAUUGAAGACAGUAGCCCAAGCAAACGAUGGCCGUGACGCGUUGGCCAAGGCGCUGUACAGCAAGCUGUUCACGUGGAUUGUAAGGCAGGUCAAUACGCUGAUAGCGCCGGAUCCACAUCUACAGGGAGGAACGGAAGGCUACGAGAUUGGCAUCCUGGACAUCUACGGUUUUGAGAGCUUCGAGACUAACAGCUUCGAGCAACUCUGCAUCAACGUGACCAACGAGCAGCUCCAAUUCUACUUCAACCAGCGCAUCUUCGCCUGGGAGCUGGCCGAGUACGCGAGUGAAGGAAUCUCGCACGCCAAGAUCAAAUUCCAGGACAACCAGCCGGUUCUGGAUCUCUUCCUUGCUAGGCCGCUCGGACUCUUCUCCAUUCUGGACGAGGAGAGCCGCUUCCCUCAAGCCACUGACGUCACAUUCGUCAGCAAGCUCAUCAGCAACCACGGCAAGAACAGUAACUUCCUGAAGGAGAAGAAAUCCCGCGGACAAACCAAGUUCGGCAUCAACCACUACGCUGGAGAAUUGUGGUAUGACGCCAGCGGUUUCCUGGAGAAGAACCGGGACACGUUCAGCGCGAAUCUGACGGAGAGCAUGCUACACAGCCAGAACGGACUGCUCAGAUAUCUGUUCAGUGCCAGCGAAGCAGAACUAUCGGAAUCAAAACAGUCGGGCCCAUUCGCAGUGUCACAGAGUCAAAAGGACAUCCUUCUAUGCAAGCCGCCGCCAAAAAUCAUCCACGACGGGACGGUCAGUCUGUCUCGCGCCGCCACCAAGAAACUCAAGAAACAAAUGAAAGAUGGGAAGGCUCAAAGUGACAAAGGAAAGCGAAGACCAACACUGCCCUCUAUCGGCUUGCAUUUCAAGCGAUCCUUGACCGAUCUGAUGGCCAAGAUCUUAGGGGCCGAACCCCAGUUUGUCCGGUGCAUCAAGCCCAACAGCCAGAGCCGUAACGAUUUCUACGAGGACCGGCUAGUCCAGCGGCAGCUGCAGUACACGGGGGUGCUGGAGACGAUCAAGAUACGGCGCAUGGGCUUCCCGUCGCGGCUGAACUUCGCGGACUUCAUCAGAAGGUAUAAGUUCAUAGGGUUCCCGUUGUCGGCAAGCAUCAAGGCCAACGCGGCGGCGUGUAAGAAGAUUCUACAAGCAGGGGGACUGUCGGGCUUCGAGAUCGGAAAAACAAAGGUAUUUCUCAAGUAUUGGCACUCGGAGAAACUCGACACUCGCUUGGACCAACUCGUGUCCAGCGUGGUGACUUGCCAGCGGUACGUGCGCGGGAGGCUGGGCCGUAAAUUCACGCGAUCCGUCCGCGAGAAGGGUUGGAAGCAACGCGGUGCCGUGGCCGGUUUCCUGGAGGACGUCGAGUUAUACAACGAGAAGAUCUUAAGGUUGAUGGUGAAGAUGGACAAGCACGAUAAGGAGCGAUUCGAAGCUAAGAAGAGACAGAUGUUGCUGGGCGAACUACGAGUCAAAACAGAUGAGAGGCAGCGACUCAUCGUAGAGCAGAACGAACGCAAGAAGGUCCCUCCUCCCACAGCACCCAAGAGAUACAGCUACGGGGUACCAGUGGUUGCAGCAACCAAUGGGGUGCCCACGGAGAGGACGCAGAUACCGACUAGGAAGAGCAAAAUCGAAGAGGAACUCCUUGAGGAACUGGGGUAUCAGCUUCCUAGGAUAGACCCAGAUGCUUGGGCCAAGGUUUACUUCCUUGAGAAACGGUGCCGACUGGUAGACUUCAACAUCAAGUCGGCUGCAGUCAUCGUGGAUGGAUCUAAAUUCCAGUAUCCAGGAAGGCUUGGCUUUGGGGCUCUUCACAACCCCCUCCGUGACAAGCAGACAGAAAAGGUCCGCGGCCACAUCGGCAAAGGCGUCCAGGUUGAAGUGGACAAAGAGGGGAACGUCUGGGCGACCAGGCUGGGCAAGAACGAGGUCUUCGUCAAGGGAUGCUUUGAUCCUGAGAACCACUGCAUCUCCGCCGACGUCAUCGAGAGGAUGGGCCACCUAGAGACCAACGUCCCAAUGAAGGUGUUUGACAUCAAGGAGUACAAGAUCCAGCUGGCUCUAGAGGCCAAGAAGUCAGACCAGUCGGAGAUCGACAAGAAGCGACUCAAGCAACUCUGUAACGUCUCACUCAGCUUUGUCAAGGAUGCUGUGGAGGAUGUCAACACGCCUUGCUGGAUAAGCAUCGUGGUGCUACCAGCUCUCCGACUGGACAACCCCAAAAUCCUGCAAGAUGCUACCAAGAUUCUGUCCGUUUACCGAACAGCGAAGCAGAUAGAAUCCAGUGAAAUGGGCCGAUCGGCGAGCCGCAAGUGGGCCAAGUCCAACAUGCGCCGCUCCAACUUUGAGAAGGAGAACACCAAGAAGGACGGACGGAAAGCGAGACUGAACGAAAUGGAGAAAGCUAAGAAAAUGGGCAUGGAAGCCAUGUACAGCUGGGAGAACCCCAAGGACGACAAAGGAAACCAGCCUGCUGUGACCAAAGAAAUGGACCGUCUGUCUAUCGUUUCCAACGACAGCGACACUGGAUCCAGUCUGUACCAAGGUGACGAGGGAGGAUAUCAAAGCUCGUCGGUACGACGCGCAGUGUUGCGCUCCCUGUCGGUCCGUAAUGCUGCUGCUUUCCGCCAGCGGAGUCUGAAGCGUUUCCAGGAGACCGGGGCCCAGGAUAUUGAAGUGCCCGAGGACCCAUAUUCGGUCAACGGAGGGCGCCGCGUCUGGGCCAAGGCCAAGCAGAAACAGCGCGAGGCUCUGGCUGACGAAAUCUUCUGACGAGAUACAAUAAACCUGAAAUGAGAAAACAGAGCAUAAAAGCUGUACAAAUAUAUCUGUUAAAAACGGCUUCGUCUGAAAGGCAUGUUUUGGGUGCAUUUCUACAAUUUCAAUAUAUGCAGAUAACCUUCAUCACUUAUCAUUUUAUGUGAACUGGCUUCCAAGUUGUCUUAUUGUGCUUGUACGAUAUAAUACGCAGACUGACACAUCUUGCUUUGCAUUUGUAUUCCUGAGCAGAAAAUGGGCAGUCCUAUAUUCAUACAUAAUAUACACGUACUUCUAAAUGUCGGGCAUGCUUUGUAUAGUACAGAUUUGUACAAAAGCACUUAACAUUUUCUCUAUAAUGGCCGAUGCUACAAAUUGUAUAUGGAGAAGUUCUGAAGAUUCAUUUCAAAGUGUGAUUUUUGUUUGUACAUGUAUUUUCCACUUUGACCUAUAAGAUUUGAGAAACACCCCUCCUCCCCCCCCCCCUCCCAGUCUGAGUAUCACCCAUUAUCCAUGGAGCCUAGUCUCCCUUUUAACAUCAGAAAAUCUUCUAACAUCAGAAAAUCUGGUCCCUCCCUUGUUUAUACCAGACCCCUUGUG